Molecule: messenger RNA, 1898 nt
Organism: Lepus europaeus (European hare)
Lineage: Eukaryota; Metazoa; Chordata; Mammalia; Lagomorpha; Leporidae
Product: S-adenosylmethionine decarboxylase proenzyme
Exons: 1
Coding region: 327-1331 (334 amino acids)
Biological process (GO): spermidine biosynthetic process; spermine biosynthetic process
Cellular component (GO): cytosol
Molecular function (GO): adenosylmethionine decarboxylase activity; putrescine binding
Source: RefSeq, a predicted model, not a curated record
CCGGCGACAUUAGCUAGCGCUUGCUCAACUCUCUCUAACGGGGAAGCAGCGGACUACAAGAGACUGAACUGUAUCUGCCUCUUUUUUCCAAUAGACUCACGUUCAACUUGCGCUCAUAAAAAAAAAAAAAAAGCCGGGAAAAAUUUUAUUAAUCCUUUUUUAAAAAAAAAGUUAAUAUAAAAUAUAGCAAAAAAAAAAAAAAAAAAAGGAACCUGAACUUUACUAACACAGCUGGAACAAUCCGCAGCGGCGGCGGCGGCGGCAGGAGAAGAGAUUUAAUUUAGUUGAUUUUCUGUGGUUGUUGGUUGUUCGCUAGUCUCACGGUGAUGGAAGCUGCACAUUUUUUCGAAGGGACCGAGAAGCUGCUGGAGGUUUGGUUCUCCCGGCAGCAACCCGACGCCAACCAAGGAUCUGGGGAUCUUCGUACUAUCCCGAGAUCUGAGUGGGACAUACUUUUGAAGGAUGUGCAAUGUUCAAUCAUAAGUGUGACAAAAACUGACAAGCAGGAAGCUUAUGUACUCAGUGAGAGUAGCAUGUUUGUCUCCAAGAGACGUUUCAUUUUGAAGACAUGUGGUACCACCCUCUUGCUGAAAGCGCUGGUUCCCCUGCUGAAGCUUGCUAGGGACUACAGUGGGUUUGACUCAAUUCAAAGCUUCUUUUAUUCUCGUAAGAAUUUCAUGAAGCCUUCUCACCAAGGGUACCCACACCGGAAUUUCCAGGAAGAAAUAGAGUUUCUUAAUGCGAUUUUCCCAAAUGGAGCAGCAUAUUGUAUGGGACGUAUGAAUUCUGACUGUUGGUACCUGUAUACUCUGGAUUUUCCAGAGAGCCGGGUAAUCAGCCAGCCAGAUCAAACCCUGGAGAUUCUGAUGAGUGAGCUUGACCCAGCAGUCAUGGACCAGUUCUACAUGAAAGAUGGUGUUACUGCAAAGGACGUCACUCGUGAGAGUGGAAUUCGUGACCUGAUACCAGGUUCUGUCAUUGAUGCCACACUAUUCAAUCCUUGUGGGUAUUCAAUGAAUGGAAUGAAAUCGGAUGGAACUUAUUGGACUAUUCACAUCACUCCGGAACCAGAAUUUUCUUAUGUUAGCUUUGAAACAAACUUAAGUCAGACCUCCUAUGAUGACCUGAUCAGGAAAGUUGUGGAAGUCUUCAAGCCAGGAAAAUUUGUGACCACCUUGUUUGUUAAUCAGAGUUCUAAAUGUCGCACAGUGCUUUCUUCGCCCCAGAAGAUUGAAGGCUUUAAACGUCUUGAUUGCCAGAGUGCUAUGUUCAACGAUUACAAUUUUGUUUUUACCAGUUUUGCUAAGAAGCAGCAACAACAGCAGAGUUGAUUAAGAAACAUGAAGAAAAAACGCAAAAAGAGAACACACAUAGAAGGUGGUGGCCGCUUUCUAGAUGUUGACACUGGGGGCCAUGCUUUCUGUAACCACCACUUUGUAGUUGCACAGAGCCCUAGAUGUAAUGAUAGUGGAAUCAUUUUGAAUUGUAUGCAUUAUUAUAUCAAGGAGUUAGAUAUCUUGCAUGAAUGCUCUCUUCUGUGUUUAGGUAUUCUAUGCCACUCUUGCUGUGAAAUUGAAGUGCAUGUAGAAAAAAACUUUUACUAUAUGAAACUUUACAACACUUGUGAAAACAAUUCAAUUUGGUUUAUGCGCAGUGUAAUAUUUCUGCAGGUAUCGUCCAAAAUUCCCCACAGACAAGGCUUUCGUCCUCAUUAGAUGUUGGCCUCAGCCUAACCAUCUGGGACUGUUCUAUUGCUGCCAGGAUUUUAUGUCCAGUUACCUCCACUUUCUAGAACAUAUUCUCUACUAAUGUUAUGGAAACCAAUUUCUACUUCAUACAGAUGUUUUUUGCAACAGCAAUUAAAGUUUUUCUUCAUGAGUUGAUUCCUCUUAAGAAAA